AUGUAUAGAAAAAAUGAGACUUUUUCUUUCAAUUUUAACUAUGUUCCUUCAUUAUUGAUGCAUUAUUCUUUCUUCUAUAUCGCAUGUUCUUUUAUAUUAGUACCUGAGAGUUUGAAGAACAAUGAAGAUGCUUUGAACAAAAGCAGCGAAAAAGGAACACCAAUCCCUAAUCGAGAAGAACAAGAUUUUGAGACCCCAAAAGUUCCUGUAGCGGAUUCCCAGGGUGAUGUGAUUACUCCAUCAGUCUAUCUGAGAGAUGAAGAGGAUGUUCCAACAAAAACACAAAAAGAUGAAGAGGAUGUUCCAACUACAAGUCAAAUCCCUGCCACAAUGAGGAUGAAGAGAAUCAAGAAUGUCCCUAUAGUGUUACGGUCACCGUUUUUAAUUCAGUAUUCACAUUUACUUGAGGCUAGUGACAAACUAAGCCAAGAGGAAAAGGAUUUGAAAUGCAUUCUUGAUUAUGCAAUUGGAGAGGGUGAUCCUAGUUAA
Messenger RNA from Spinacia oleracea (spinach), 489 nucleotides. RefSeq lists its product as uncharacterized. The coding region runs from base 1 to 489 and encodes 162 amino acids. The transcript is spliced from 3 exons. The record is from RefSeq and is a predicted model, not a curated record. NCBI's taxonomy places the organism in Eukaryota, Viridiplantae, Streptophyta, Magnoliopsida, Caryophyllales, Amaranthaceae.